AAAAAAUUGGCAUUGCAUGCUCCCAAAAAACGCACAGCGCAGCCACAUGGCUGCCCAUCCAGCACGGCAGGGGUCGCAUCGAUGCAAGGCGGCAUGACGCCAUCAUGAGUGCGGCCCUCUACACCCUCGCGGCCGCCGCACUGCUCGCGGCCGGCGGCAUGCUUGCGUCGCACCAGCACCUCGCGACGACAGUCCACGAGCACCCGCACCUUGCGGCUCCCGUAACGCGAUUGCGGCCGCGCGACCCCAAUCGAUUACUGGUCUUCGUUGGCGGCCUCCAGCGCAGCGGCACGACGGCGCUCGCGUCCGCACUAGAGGCGCUGCCGGACGCGUCGGGCCAGAGCUUUCGGUGGCUCUUCGCAAAUUUAAGAAAGGAGGAGGCCGAGGCGCGCGUCGAUGCGUUGAGGCGCUGGCGCGGGGUCACGCGGCGCUACCUUGACGACGUGAUAAAAAGUGGUGGAUUGGAAGGAAAGUUCGCGCAGGACGUGUACCCCUACGCCUAUAUGUUGCGGGACUGGGGCGACUCCGUGCAUGCUGUUGAUCGCCUGUCCUUGGACGGCGCGGAGGCGUCUCCCCAAAAGGCCGUGGAGCUCUGGCGCCAGUGGUACCCCUACUGGAACCAGUCGUCGGCGGUCCUCGUGGAGAAGACACCGGAGAACUUUGUAAGAGGGUUAUUCCUCGAGGCGCUCUUUCCUCAGAACGCGCGCUUCGUGUUCGUGUUGAGGCACCCGCUGGCCUGGGCGCUGACCAUCGAGAAGUGGCUCGACAACCGCUGGAACUUCAAGAAGACGCUGUACCUCAGAGAUCCCGACGACGGCAUCGACCGGCGCAUCGAGAUGUGGAUCCAAUUAGUCGACAAGAUGCUGGCGGACGUCUCUUCCCUGAAACAAGCCGCAAUUGUGCACGCCGAGGCCUGCUCCCUGCGACCCGACGUCAUCCCAAAAUCACUGGAGAGGAUCGUGGACGGCCGUCGUGUUUCACUCGCCCCGUUCAAGGGAUUGGCCCGCUCGAAUUUAGCGUAUGUGGCCUGCUGGCUUGAGGGCGGCCGCACGGACGCCAAGGCCGGGUCUUUGAGACAGGACACGACGGCGGGCGGCGUCCACGCGUGCGUGCCCGGCGCGGUCGCUCUGCGCGACAUCGCGCGGCCGCGCGCCCGGGCCCAGCUCAAAUCGUACUUGUGGGGCGCGAAGGCGAAUAGACUCAGGCGGUACGGCUACUUCGUGCCGGACUUCGAGGGCGCGCUCUGUCGGGACGGGGCCUGCGCGGCGCCGUCCGAGGAUGAAAUUCUGUCGGACGUCGACGUCGGCCUGGACGUGGCGUCCAUCGAGGACCGAGGUUUAUUGGAAGCGCUCGGGUUGAUCGAGGCGCCGACGGCGGCGCCCGUCAUGAACUAACUAGUCUUGUGAUACGG
Molecule: messenger RNA, 1411 nt
Organism: Pelagomonas calceolata
Lineage: Eukaryota; Pelagophyceae; Pelagomonadales; Pelagomonadaceae
Source: the annotation of a GenBank genome assembly